AUGAAGUUUGACUCUGAUGAUAUGGCUUAUGCAUUUUAUAGUGCAUAUGCACAUGCACAUGGUCUUGGAUUCAGCGUAAGAAAGCAAUUUGUCAAGCGAACUUCAACAGGAGAAGUAAAAAGAAGAACAUAUACAUGUGCUAAAGAAGGCAAAACUGCCAUGAAAAAGGGGAAGCAGGUUGCUUAUGAACGGCCAAUUACCAGAAUAGGUUGUCUAGCAAAGAUGACGUGCAAACUACAAAAUGAUGGUUUGCUUGAGGUGGUUUCUUUUAAAGCAAAACACAACCACGAUUUGGCUCCCACUCCGAUGAAGCAUAUGUUGAGAUCCAAUAGAAAGAUCAGUGUUGCUCAGAAAGCUAUUGCAGAUGAUGCUGAAAAGGCUGGGUUACCAAUCAAGUCGGUUAUUAAUUUACUAGCGGUACAGAAUGGGGGUCGUGAGAACAAUGGAUUUCUGGAUACUGACUACUACAAUUAUAUUGAUUCUCAGAGAAGGGCUAAAAUGAUUAAGGGUGAUGGUCAAGCAAUCAUGGACUGUUUUCAGAAAUCACAAUCAGAUGAUCCAUCAUAUUUUUAUUCUGUGCAGCUUGAUGAUGAUGAUCUUAUUAUGAAUAUGUUUUGGGCAGAUAGCAUGUCAAUAGUUGAAUACAAGCACUUUGGAGAUGUUGUAUGUUUUGAUACAACCUACAGAAUUAACAAGUAUGGUCCCCUUUUGCUCCUUUCGUUGGAGUCAAUCAUAUGA
Messenger RNA from Linum trigynum, 738 nucleotides. NCBI's taxonomy places the organism in Eukaryota, Viridiplantae, Streptophyta, Magnoliopsida, Malpighiales, Linaceae. The record is from the annotation of a GenBank genome assembly.